AUGAUUUAAAAUCAUGAAUGUUGUUAAGAGCAUUAAAAUUUCUAAAUUGGAGGAAUUUAUAUUGGCAAUCAAAUUCGAGAUUUAUAGAGAAAAGUUUGUGUAGAAUGCAUUAUAACACACAAAAUCCCACAUGAUCAAAUAUUAUCUAAAAAAGAAUUCGUCAAAUAACUGCUUGAAAAAUCAGAAAAAUUAAACAUAUAUAAUGAACUAGCCUAAAAUUAAUCAACAACAAUUUUUAAACCAUUUUUACAUAAACUUGACAAAAGUGAAAAAGAUAUCUAUUUGAUAUUUAAUAGUAAGCGGGAUUCUAUUAAAAGAAUUUCUGACGAUUUAACAUCAUAUGAUAAUAAAUUUAUUAGUCUGAUUAACAAAGAUUUGAAUCCCAUGGAAAUUUCUUAAUAAGAAUUAGAUUUUCUUGUAGAUUUUUUAUAAAAUAAUCUUUUUAAUGAAUGGAUUAACAUAAAAAAAAAGAUUUCAUGUGUAAUCUAAAAAGCAGGAUAAUUUUUAGAAGACCUUAUACAAUAUCUAUUUAAAACUAGUCAUUUAAUUGGAGAAAUUUAUAAUCUUUAGUAUGAAAAUUUAAUUAAAUGUAGUACUUUUCAAAAAAAAGAAGAGAAAAUCAAAACACUUGAAGGAUUUCAGUAAUUCAAUAAUCAAUUAGUGAAAACACAAUUUCAUCUCAUAACUUAAAUAAAUAGGGAUAAAAUUUAUAAAAAAGAUGGAUAGAUUCUUAGAGUGUAUAUUUAUUUGUUAUUUUCUAGUGAAAAAUAUAUCUUAGGAUCUAAAAAUGAAUAAAUAUUGCUCAAUCUAGAACAGAUGAAAUAUUUGGAAUUUAAAGGAUAAUAUGGAAUAAAUGGAUAUAAAUGUUAAUAAUGGAAUUAUUACUGGAAGGGAAAAUAGGUUGGGGGUGGUUUAUACAAUAAUUUUGGAUAAAAGGAAGGUAAGUGGAUUGAUUUAUGUGAAAAUUAUUGGGAGUAAUCUAUUUAUUAAUAAUUAUUUUAGUAGAAGGAAUAUUACUGAAGCAGGUGAUUAUUUUGAAGAUAAAAGAAUUGGUGAUUGGAAGAUGUAUUGGAAUAAUUAAAAAAUGUAGUAUGAUAUAGAAUUUUUAAUUUAGUGGAGGAGGAGAAUAUGAUAAAUAGGGAACUGGUCAAAAAAUUGGAAGAUGGGUUGAAUUAAGUGAACAUUAUUGUGAUAACUUUGAACUUACUUAUCAUGGUGAGUAUAAAAAUGGUAAAAAAUUUGGCAGAUGGGACAUUUGCUAUAAUAAUGGAAAUGGUGAUCNUAUUUGA
Messenger RNA from Paramecium primaurelia, 1289 nucleotides. Lineage: Eukaryota; Ciliophora; Oligohymenophorea; Peniculida; Parameciidae. The record is from the annotation of a GenBank genome assembly.